ACAUCAUUUGUUAGCCAUUUUAUUGUUCGCGCUCAAAGUUUUCAUCACGACGACGCGGUAAACUUGAUGUCCGAUUGAUUGUCGUUCAAAGUGGUUAUUCUUGUUUUAAAAUGACGAGCUAUGUAUCGGAAAAACUUGAGGAGUGGAAUCUUCAAAGUUUGAAAGAGAUAUUUGAAGAAAACUUGAUCGAUGAAGAGGCUUUUCUGCUGUUAGACGUAGAUACAAUCAAAGAAUUAAUUAAACCAGUUGGACCUAGACUGAAGUUUAUCGCUAACUUAAAGAAACUUAAAGAAGACAUGCUUCCGGUAGUUGUUCCCAGUCAUAAUGAACCUUGCAUGCAGAGUCUAAAUGAUUCACUUUCAUCGGACUCUUCAGAAGAAUUUAUUGCUACUACCAGUCAAUGUUCAUCUCAAUCCAGUGAAGAGUUUACUGAACCUCCCAGGAAAAAAAUUAAGUCAGUCUCAAAUUUCAUACCUCAUGUUCGUGCCUUGCUGGAGUCUUCUGUUGUCGGCGAAUCACUAAUUAAAGAGAUAGAGGAAGGAGAGCUUACAAGAAAAAGUAGACUCAAGUUUGUUAGAUUGGUUGUGGCUAAAAUAAUUGAACAGUUUGGAGAUAUACCCAAAUGUGAAGUGAAAACCAUGAUGGCAAAAGCUAUUGUUGAAGAAUUUCCUUCGCUGAAAGAUGAAGAAGGGCAAGGAUUUGUAAGUUUAUGUCUACAUUCCAUCAAACAGUUUGUAUGUUAA
Molecule: messenger RNA, 743 nt
Organism: Anneissia japonica
Lineage: Eukaryota; Metazoa; Echinodermata; Crinoidea; Comatulida; Comatulidae
Exons: 5
Coding region: 111-743 (210 amino acids)
Molecular function (GO): protein binding
Source: RefSeq, a predicted model, not a curated record